AUGUCUGAGCUGACAGUAGGAGAUGAGAGCGACGGUGAUUUGCCCAUGAGGGAUGAAUCAGAUGGCCCGAUCAUUGCAGAUGGUACGCAUGAAAAGGAAAGUCAGGAGGCUCGGCCUAAAGCGCCAAUAGAUCCUGUCGCGUCGAACCUCAUCAACCCUCUGUCUACUGGACAGUCAGAGUACACAACAGCGCCAAAUGGAAGGCUGUUCUACCUGGGCACAUCAUCCAACUGGUCUUUUACCCGACGAGUCCUCAACAUCACACACCAAUACGUCCACAAGACCUCAUUGCCGACCAACGCUCUUCUCUUUGAUGGCACGACGUACGUCCUCGAUUGGGAUGGCUACAGAGCAAGCGAAGUCCCCGAGAUGCCAGCUCUUCCCACACAAGACUAUGCCAUCUAUCUGGUCAACGCCGUCAAGUUCCACUGCGGCCAAAUGUUCCACCUUUUUGACGAAGAAACGUUUAUGAAGUCCUUGUACAGCUUUUAUUCUGACCCUAAUCCCAGACCCGAUCCUACUGAUCCGUGGUUCAUUCAUUUCUUGCUCAUUCUUUCUUUCGGAAAAGCCUUCACCACCAAGACCAACAGGGGGAACAGACCUCCUGGCCAUGACUUCUUUGUCAAGGCUAUGCAACUGCUCCCAGACUUCAAUGUUUUACUGAAGAACCAUGUUCUGUCAACAGAGAUCAUGUGUUGCAUUGCUCUAUAUACGCAAUGCAUCGACUUCAGGCACUGUUCAUACAACUAUCGACUAGGAGAGGCAUAUGUCGAAAGAUGCCGAAGGCUAUGGUGGACUGUACACAUCCUUGACCGGGAGAUCACAUCGUUGUUUGGCAUGCCGCCUUCAAUACAUGACGACUAUGUGCUCUGUCAACUACCAACCUACUCUGGUUCAGUUCAAAGGACGGCCGCGUUACGAAUGCGUAUCAGAUUGUCGAAGGUCAUUGGGAGCAUUAACAGGAAGGUCUACGGUCUCGACGGAAGACUCAACAACAAGUUCAUGCUUGGCACCAAAGAAGUGCUUGCCAGCGUGGCUGAGAUUGCUGAUGAGCUCCAACAAUCGUUUGCGCUGCCUCUGGAAAGGGACACCAGCUGCAUUUCGAGAACAUCCGCCCAUUUGCAUUUAUUGCACCAUCAGUGCAUUGUUCUUGCAACCAGACCGCUGCUUUUCUGUUUUCUGAAAAUUCGUUUUGAAUCACAGAAAACAUUUCUUCCAUUCGACUUGGAAGCCAGUUUCGUGUCUGCUAGCAGUCUACUACUAGGACCCGCAAUCGACCCACAAUGCUUUGAGUGCCUCGACCCGUCUCUGGAGAAAGUCUACUCCGUUCUGGACGAGAUGAUCAUGGCCGGGAACGGGAUCGCCAAGUACCGCAAAUCUGAACUACAGCAGCUUGAGAACAUGCUACAGCGACUUACGCCUUGGCCUUCACAGGCCUCUGAGCAGACGACUCUAGUAGACGAGGGGCGCCAAACGCAGCCCCCGGAUGACACGAGUCCCCAAGACACGGUGGUCUCGGCCAUGGCCUCGGAACACUCACAGCACGAGAGCUACUCUUCUUCUAUCCCGGGGAACAUGGAUGAGAUGGCUUAUGAUAGCGGGCUGACUAUGGCGCAAUUACUGGAUAUGGCCAACUCUAUUGAACAGGAAGAUUCAGAGUGGAUGUCUCAGACGAUAGUGGAACAUAGCAUUUGGUAG
Messenger RNA from Colletotrichum tamarilloi, 1698 nucleotides. RefSeq lists its product as uncharacterized. Bases 1 to 1698 code for a protein of 565 amino acids. NCBI's taxonomy places the organism in Eukaryota, Fungi, Ascomycota, Sordariomycetes, Glomerellales, Glomerellaceae. Gene Ontology annotation, biological process: DNA-templated transcription. The record is from RefSeq and is a predicted model, not a curated record. The transcript is spliced from 6 exons. Gene Ontology annotation, molecular function: zinc ion binding; DNA binding.